Messenger RNA from Nothoprocta perdicaria, 1718 nucleotides. It is a transcript of the gene SLC75A1, whose product is annotated as major facilitator superfamily domain containing 10. Gene Ontology annotation, molecular function: transmembrane transporter activity. Gene Ontology annotation, biological process: transmembrane transport. The coding region runs from base 106 to 1491 and encodes 461 amino acids. The record is from RefSeq and is a predicted model, not a curated record. Lineage: Eukaryota; Metazoa; Chordata; Aves; Tinamiformes; Tinamidae. The transcript is spliced from 13 exons. Gene Ontology annotation, cellular component: brush border membrane.
AUUAUUCUUUUAAAUUGAAAAUCCUGCUUUUGGCCCACAUCAGGACUCUACUAAGGAGCCGGAGCAGUCUUCCCACGGCUUAGCAGAAACAGAACACCCAGAAAAAUGGCCCAGAGAGAGAGAGAAACCAACGGGAGCUCUAUCAAUGACAAGCAAGAACAGAGCAGCAAUCGUGUUAUUACAAUUGUCUUCCUGGCUCUCCUCAUUGACUUGUUGGGAUUCGCUCUCAUCUUACCCCUGUUUCCUUCCAUCCUUGAUUAUUAUAGCAAGACUGAGGAUGGAUUCUAUUCGUCAUUGCAACAUAGCGUGGAUUGGUUUGCAGUGAAGGUUGGGAUGCCUCCAGAACGGAAAUACAACAGCGUCUUGUUUGGAGGUCUGAUUGGCUCCAUCUUUUCCAUCCUGCAGUUUUUCUCCUCUCCGCUCACUGGAGCUGUGUCAGACUGCCUGGGGAGAAGACCUGUCAUCCUGAUGACGGUGAUGGGUUUAAUAGCAUCGUAUGCACUGUGGGCUGCCUCUCGGACUUUCGGCAUUUUUCUUCUCUCCAGGAUCAUAGGUGGAAUAAGCAAAGGGAAUGUCAGCCUUUCCACAGCUAUCAUUGCUGACCUGCACUCUCCAAAGGCGCGGAGCAAGGGCAUGGCAAUGAUCGGUGUUGCUUUCUCCCUUGGUUUUACCUUGGGUCCCAUGAUUGGAGCCUACCUCGCCAUGGAGGCAGAGAAAGGAGAAGUUUUCUUCCUUCGUUCAGCGCUGCUAGCACUCACAUUUGCUGUGGCUGACUUAAUUUUCAUCUUCUUCCUGCUUCCAGAGACACUCCCCAAAGGAAAACGGGUCUCCUCAGUGACGUCCGGAUUUCAGGCUGCAGUUGACCUGCUCAGUCCUUUGGCUUUAUUCCAGUUCUCUGCAGUUACCCGAGGAAGAGACUCCCCUUCAGCAAAGAACCUUCAGAAUCUCAAAACCCUGGGCCUGGCUUAUUUCCUCUACCUCUUCCUGUUUUCUGGUCUGGAGUACACCUUGAGUUUUCUAACUCACCAGAGGUUCCAGUUCAGCAGCAUGCAGCAGGGCAAGAUGUUUUUCUUCAUUGGAAUAAUAAUGGCUGUGGUCCAGGGAGGCUACGCUCGCCGCAUCAAGCCAGGAAAUGAAAUCAGAGCUGUAAAAACGGCCAUGAUGCUGCUGGUUCCGGCCUUCCUGCUCAUCGGCUGGGCGGCCAACGUCACCAUGCUGGGGGCUGGGCUGUUGCUGUACUCUUUUGCUGCUGCUGUCGUCAUCCCCUGCUUGUCAGCAGUGGUGUCGGGCUACGGUGCUGCCAGCCAGAAAGGGAGGGUCAUGGGGAUCCUGAGGAGCCUGGGAGCCCUGGCCAGGGCCCUGGGGCCCAUCGUGGCUGCAACAGUUUAUUGGCUGGCAGGGGCGCACAUCUGCUUCACCCUCUGCAGCGCUUUCUUCCUGCUGCCCUUUAUGGUGCUGGGUGCUGUUAAGGAGCCCAGCAAGGUGGAGUAGAGGCUGCCCCACCACGACAGGCUGCGGCACGUGGGGCCGCUGUGACCACAGUCACGGAGCAGCGCCCGGGAGGGCAGCAGCCCAAAGCUUUAAGCAACUGCCUUAAGCCAGGGCACUCCUGGGCGCCACGCAGGCCGCAGGAGCUGCCCUCUGUCUGAGCACAGGGGCUCUGUUUUUAAUACACAAAUAAACUUCGAGAGAUGUUUUACGUUCCUAAUACACUAUCG